AUUUGAUCAAACUAUUCAACAAGUCAGCUGAUCACUCUCACCCAGUCACUACGCUGUUGAAAUUUACUGAAAAUUGCCUUCUAAUCUGUGUUAAGCCUAACCUUGCACGAUCAGAAAUUGUUGCUUUAGAUAACUGAAGACUUAUCACCAUUCGCUGACAACCAAAUCAAGGGCUAAAGCCACCAAUGUUUGUCCAUGUUCUUAAUUUCCUUUGCCGAGCAACGCUAAAUAAGACUAGAGUCAAGAGGACGGACUGUCGACUGCGGCCCGGCCGGGGAGUUGAGGGAGCGUCAAGAAGGGGGUACCGGCUAAGCCAGGCAGUAAGAUUUCCAGCACUCGGAUCUUAAGACUUUGACGGUCUUUUUAAAUUUCGAAGAAAAGAAGAAAUCUAUCUGAAUCUUCAUCCAAACAACAAUUGAGACCAUCCACCAAACUUCUUUCAAUAACGGCUAUGCAAGUCUCAUGACCAUGGAGAGAAUACAUUGGAUCUACACACCCUUGCUACUGGCAACAAUAUGCACCACACCAUGUUAUAUAACUGGUUUGCCCAUCACUACAGAGCCGGGGCCAACUCUACAAAUCAACAUAACUGAUAUCAUAACAGAUCUCCAAACAACUGCUGGUAAUGAGAGUUCUACAUCCAAUGCAAUGCCACAGUAUUCUACAACAAUCCCAUCUGAGGUUCCUUCAUUACAGCCUGGAGGUGCUUUAAAUACAUCUACAGUAUAUCAAACAUCAUCCCAGAAUCUAACAACCACAUCAGUAGCCACCACGACAACAGUGAAUGUAACAUCAACUGAGCCACCUACAAUGACAGCAUUUGCAGAAACAACAAUACCAUCUGAAACUACAAUUGCAUCAUCUGCAUCAACGACCACACCAAUACUAUCAUCAACGAUGCCAACAACACUUAAAACCACAUUGCCAACAUCUACCGCUACAUCACAUCCAAGUACAAGUACAUCAAGUUCUACAACGCCCCAAACUUCAGCAGUUGUUAAAACGCCAACAACGCAGUCAAUUAUUCCAGUGCACGAAGUAACAUUACCAUUAACUACUACACCUAGACGGAGUACAACAACAACACAAGGAGCUCCAACAACAACAACAACAAGAGAAUCAACACAUAUAUCAGAUAACCUAACAACAAAACAUAGUGGAGAUUGGAAUAUAAUUGGAAUUUCGGGUAACAGUUUUACAGGUAAAAUCCUGCUUCCUAUAGCGGUGGGAACUGCAUUUUCUGUGAUUAUCAUAGCUGUUGCUUAUUGCUAUUGCUCAAGGAGAGGAUCAAAUAGAGCAGCCAAGUCAAGUAGAAAUGGGGUGCAUAGAAUGACAAGCAAUGACAGGGUAAUGCUACUAGCCGACAGCUCAGAGGAUGAGUUCUAGGGUUGUAGGGUCACAAUGAACUGAACAAUCCGUGAAUAUGAUUGGUAGUGGAUGCAACAAUGGGACAAUUAUGUGAAGGACAUCAACAACCUUGAAGGCCUGUCAACCUGACCUACAUCUAUCCUCCCUGUACUCUUCAGAGCUCUUACUACCAGUUCCUCCAGAUGCUUCAAUUGGACAGGUACAUCAAGAACAUCAACAGCUUCAGAAGUCUGUCAUCCAGAACAGCAUUCUUGUUCUCUUCUAGUUGGGGAAAUGGAUCAUAUUUUAGGAACAGAGGUUGACCGAAUUCACAGUUUUAGCCACAAGAUGGCAAGCAUAGAUUUGAUAACAUGGGGAUUGUUUCCAGAAUAGGACAUACAUGUGAGAUAUCGGGACAGGAGCAAAUGUUGUAGGAGCAUGUGGUUUCACCCUGUUCAAGCAGGA
This is a messenger RNA of Lytechinus variegatus (green sea urchin), 1812 nucleotides long. Its product is annotated as cell wall protein DAN4-like. The record is from RefSeq and is a predicted model, not a curated record. The transcript has 6 exons. NCBI's taxonomy places the organism in Eukaryota, Metazoa, Echinodermata, Echinoidea, Temnopleuroida, Toxopneustidae. Bases 463 to 1386 code for a protein of 307 amino acids.